AUUGGCUGGAACUACUAUUGACCGUUUAGAAUGUAAAAACCCUCUAAAUUUAAAGAAACUAGUUGAUUCGGUUUCGAAUAAUAUAGCGAGGGUCACCGAUAAACUGGGGUUAGUUUGAACGAAACGCGAGACUCAUCUUAUAAAGUAGUUUUGUUUCGCCAAUGGCAUAAUGCAGUGCGCUGAUUGGUUGAUCCCUGACACGUGAUCAGGUAUUGAUUGACGCUCAUAUCUUGAAAGUGCUCUAGUCUUAGGUUCAGAUGUUGGUGUGGUAGAAUUUUGGUCGGAGAUGGACGAAACGAAGGUUAUAUAUCACAUUGACGACGAAGAUACACCAUAUUUAGUUAAACUAGGAAAAACUCCAGAUAUUGUUACGCUUGGGGAUUUCAAAAAUGUACUCAAUCGACCAAAUUACAAGUUCUUCUUCAAGAGUAUGGACGACGAUUUCGGUGUUGUCAAAGAAGAGAUAAGCGACGAUGAAACACAUUUGCCCUGUUUUAAUGGCCGAGUCGUUGCUUGGCUCGUGACAUCAGACACUAGUAGUGUCUCGGGUGGUGGCGAUUUGGCUUCAGACCAGCAAUCAAUCAUAUCCGCUAGUCCAUCAGACUUACAUGUUCCAGUGCAGAGGACAGGAGGCAUAGGAGACUCUCGUCCACCAUCCUUUCAUCAUGGUGGACACUCCACUGCCGGGGAUUUUGACUCAGAAGUUGACUCGACAAUCAGUUCUCGCCGUGGUGGAUCCUCUCGGAGGAAAGAAAGACAUAGUAGCAGAGGAAGUGAAGUUGGUCAUAGAAGCCACCGUUCUGGAGUCAGACAGGGAGAAAGGUUUGACACAACCUCGACAAUGAGUAGUGACAUCGAGACAACAAGUUACAUGGACUCUUCAGAUGACCAAAGCAGUGUUUCUAGGUUUUCGAGUACAACAGAAGGAUCACAUUUACUUAGUGGCCGUCACAGAAGAAGAAGGCGACGACCAAGAAUGCCUCGUGUCCAAAGGUGCUCUUCAUUUAGUACAAUUACAGAAUCAACAAUGUCUCUAAAUAUCAUCACAAUAACUCUAAAUAUGGAUAAAGUAAAUUUUCUUGGAAUCAGCAUCGUGGGUCAGAGCAACAAGAAGGGAGAUGGUGGUAUAUAUGUCGGUUCAGUCAUGAAAGGUGGUGCUGUGGAUUUGGAUGGGAGAGUAGAACCAGGAGAUAUGCUAUUACAGGUCAAUGAUGUCAAUUUUGAAAAUAUGAGCAAUGAUGACGCUGUCAGAGUUCUAAGGGAAAUGGUUCACAAACCAGGGCCGAUCACAUUAACAGUUGCUAAAUGCUGGGACCCAACUCCCAAAGGAUACUUCACACUCCCACACAGUGACCCUGUUCGGCCAAUAGAUACGUCAGCAUGGGUUCAACACACAACUGCCAUGAAUCAAUUUGCAGCUCAGCAAGGUCAAUUUGUGCCACCGGCCAAACCAGGAAACAGCCAGUCACUCAGUACCAUGACAUCAACAAGUAGCUCAAUGACAAGCUCCCUCCCGGAGUCAGACACAGGGUACACUGAGAUUCCAGAGGGAGAAGCGCUCACCAUCAACACUGACAUGUCGACAGUCGUCAAAGCCAUGGCGGCGCCAGACUCCGGGCUAGACAUCCGAGACAGGAUGUGGCUGAAGAUCACAAUCCCUAAUGCUUUUAUUGGCUCUGAUGUAGUCGACUGGUUAUACACUCAUGUCGAGGGGUUUAUGGACAGAAGAGAGGCUAGAAAAUACGCCUGUAAUUUGCUAAAGGCUGGAUACAUUCGUCAUACCGUCAAUAAAAUCACAUUCUCUGAGCAGUGCUACUAUGUGUUCGGUGAUUUAUGUGGAAAUCUUGCAGCUUUGUCUUUAAACGAGAACGAGGGGGACCAGGACACCCUUGGUCCCCUCCCCCCGCAGCAGCAAGCAAUCCCGUGGAUGACGGGGGGGCCACCGGCGUACGGCUACCACCAGAUGCCUUCCUACCCUCCCUCCAUGGCACCCUCUGAUGCCAAGACGCCCGGCUACGCACAGUCCUUCUACAGCGGCACAAGCCAACACAGUGGGAGCCAAAGCCCACAGAGCGCUAGCGGUAGCUCGAGGAAGGGCAGCGAGCGGGACAGGGGCGCUGGGGAUGAUCACAAGAGUAGUGGUGGCAGCAGCAGUGAACGCAGUGGUAGCAGCAGGGGCAAGGAUGCUGGCAAUCAAAGUGUGCGCAGUGAGGUGUCUGCGCAACCUAUCCGACCAAGACCACUGGACCAAGUCCCAGACAGCAUCGCCAGCAGUCGAAACAGCUUCCGUAUGGCUAUGACGAAUCCGUGUGAAUACUUCGUGGAUGUGAUGUGAAAGUGCCCUCGAAUAUUUGAAUGAGUGAAAACGCUGCUAUGGUGAUCGCGCCAGCUGCUGAUUCGCCUACUGGUCCACAACAAGCCAGCUGCACUUUAUAUGUGCAGAAGGACGCGCCUAAGGUGCGAGGCCUAGCAAAGCUAUGCAAAGCUAGUGUCUACCUAAAAGGCUGUAGUCCCAGGCCCAGGCGGUGUGAUGCGCCGAAGAUGAAGAGGCCACCUUCAUGCUAGCAGAGUUAUGAUCAUGGACGUGGUUAGAAUAAUUAUUAUGAAUGACUCAACCGAGAUUAGAAAUUUCUUUUUAAUAAUUCCCAGAGGAAUUUUAGAGUUAUGUUUUACAUGCAACCCAUAGACCUAAAAGAAAGAAUUUGUAUGGGACUGGUGUAUGAAAGUUGCGACGGAAUAGAUUCACUUGAGAUGUGAAUCUAAUCCUAGAAAUAAACUAGGCUCCUGUGCUGCUGUUUGCACUGUCACGAAAAUCUCAAGCUCUCUCACGGAGGGAGCUAGAGACCAGCGUGACAGGGGCACGAAAGCUGUGAAGGGGUCUUGUUAUAAACUUGCUGAUAGAGAACUGUACAUAUUGUGUAAAGUUAUCGAUUUGAGCUCACUGGAAUAAUGAAUGUAGCAUUAUUAUAAACCAUAACCACAAACCCCCUUCACCCCUAGUUUCCGCGGUAAAGUAAGAAACAACCCUUUAGUCACGCUGAACAAAAUGUCAAUAGUUGCCGUAAAACAAACAAGAAAGCUCGAAAUGCAAUGUGCAAAGGGAAAAGGCAAAUGCUGAUAAAUCAAAGCAAAAUACAGGCGACUAUGUUACGUCUCCUUAAAAACAAUCCCUUUAGAUAUAGAAGCCAUACUCAACCUUCAAAAACUAACUUUAAUAGUGUAUAGCCAUAUGUCAAAAUACUAAGUACUAGAAGGACACAAUUCUCACAGUCGUACAACUGCGAACACUGUGUCCACACUUUCUACACAAAUUACAAGGAAGGUCAAGGGUGGCGCUAGAUAUUAUGUAUAGAUAAUAAUACCAUCUUGUAAAUGUAAAGCUAUACCACUUAAAUGAAAAAACAUUUUCAAAAGACGUAUAUUAGUAUGGAAUGUUUGAAGGGAGCUGCUUGUGGUAUGUGACUUGCAAUAAAUCAGUGCCCGAAGAA
Messenger RNA from Nematostella vectensis (starlet sea anemone), 3488 nucleotides. RefSeq names its product segment polarity protein dishevelled homolog DVL-3. Lineage: Eukaryota; Metazoa; Cnidaria; Anthozoa; Actiniaria; Edwardsiidae. Gene Ontology annotation, cellular component: cytosol. Bases 287 to 2335 code for a protein of 682 amino acids. The record is from RefSeq and is a predicted model, not a curated record. The transcript is spliced from 17 exons. Gene Ontology annotation, molecular function: protein binding. Gene Ontology annotation, biological process: intracellular signal transduction; canonical Wnt signaling pathway.